AACCUUCACAACACUAAGAACUUACCACAGUAUGCUCUAUCUGACCAUUACUUCCCAAGUGAACUUAUCAAACUGACGAAAAUCCUUCAGAAAAACAUCAUGGCUGACCAGAACCUUCCCGAGAUGUCCGCAUCCGAUGUCAACUUCAUGUGUCAUGUUUUUAUGCACAUGACCGAGAAGCCCGUGAUUGACUGGGACAGCUUCGCUGUUGCCGCUGGCUUCAAGAGCGGAGGUGUCGCUCGAACUAGGUGGGGUCAGAUCAAGCGCAAGUUCACACCGGCUGAUCAGGCCACCCCCAAGAAGAAGGCUGCGCAGGCUUCUAUCGGCACCCCGACUUCUGGCUCGAAGGUCGCGAAGCCCACUGGACGAGUUGGCUCCAAGGGCGCCAAGGGCGCCAAGGGCAAGAAGAUCGCCAAGGAUAAGGAGGUCGAGGAUGAGGAGGUCGAGGACGAGGCCGGUGAUGACAAGGCUGUCAUCAAGACCAAGGAAGAAGUGUUCGACAUCUAA
Messenger RNA from Colletotrichum costaricense, 507 nucleotides. RefSeq lists its product as uncharacterized. Lineage: Eukaryota; Fungi; Ascomycota; Sordariomycetes; Glomerellales; Glomerellaceae. The transcript is spliced from 2 exons. The record is from RefSeq and is a predicted model, not a curated record. The annotation marks the transcript as partial.